AUGCAGGCCGUUCGUCUUCAUCCUGCUCCUGCCACGUCGCAGGCAUACUCUCCUUCAAACCCAGCUCCGUCUUCGGCAUUACAUCUUGACAAAGAUCUGCCUGUCCCUAAGUUGUCAAAACCCGGAGAGAUUUUAGUCCGUGUCAAGGCCACAACAGUGAUUCGAGACAUGUUGACAUGGCCUGAGACGUAUGCCCAUGAAUACCCCAUUCUCGGAAACGACUUGUCCGGAGUCGUCAUUGAGACUUUCUCCCCGCAAAGCUCGUUCAAGCCUGGUGACGAGAUUUUUGGAAUGACUGAUGGUGAUCGACCUUGUACAUGGGCAGAAUACUGUAUUGUUAUGGAGGAUGAAGUAGCCUUGAAGCCAAAAGGUCUAACCUGGGAUGCGGCAGCCGCAAUGCCCCUCAGUGCCAUGACUGCCUACGAGGCAUUAUAUGAUCAUGCAGGUAUAUCUGUUCCUGUACUAGGGGAUGUUUCUAGACCGGAUGGCCAUCGGUCUCUGACAUCUGAGCACAAACAACGCCUAUUGAUCACCGGUGCCGCCGGAGCGGUAGGGAUCUACCUGAUUCAACUGGCGUCUAUAUCUGAUGUGUACACUGUGGCCGCAACAAGCUCAAACGCUCGCAAUAAAGAGUUCCUGCAGAGUCUCGGUGCUGAUGAGACGGUGGAGUACAGUGCUCUGCUGAGCGAAUACAAGAAGAGCUUCGAUGUUAUUAUUGAUACAGUUGGAGGGAGUAUUCUAUCAGGAUGUUGGGAAAAUAUUAAAGAAGGCGGCUCCAUUAUCUCAGUGGAUUCUGCAAGUUACGACUUUGUUGCUGAUCAUCAGAAGCGUGGUUUAAGCAAGGAAGGAAUCAAUGCAUUGUUUUUCAUCGUGAAGGGUGGCAAAAGGGUUUUAAAAUUUCUAGCCCAGCUUGCAGAAGUGGACAAGCUACGCCCUUUUGUAUUACAAACGUAUCCUCUUUCGGAGGUGCGACAAGCGUAUGACCACACUAACGGGAGGUAUUCUGGUCGAGGGAAAGUCAUUCUCACAAUAGACUAG
This is a messenger RNA of Talaromyces amestolkiae, 1038 nucleotides long. RefSeq lists its product as uncharacterized. The record is from RefSeq and is a predicted model, not a curated record. Gene Ontology annotation, molecular function: oxidoreductase activity. The coding region runs from base 1 to 1038 and encodes 345 amino acids. Lineage: Eukaryota; Fungi; Ascomycota; Eurotiomycetes; Eurotiales; Trichocomaceae. The transcript has a single exon.